AUGAUUCGGAGUCGGCUCUCUUCGAAACUGAAGGUUCGGAAUCAUCAUCGGGUCACAAUAAGUCGUCAUGCACACACCAAGCCCAUCACCUUGUUGAGACCACUCUUUGCUUCCACAACUCGAAAAACUGGUAUCCGAUGGAAGAAUCAACACGCCCAACGGUUGUCCAGCCUCAAAAAGACGGAUAAAGAACCGAAGAACGAUGAAUCGAACCUUUCAGCAUUCGGGGCACUAGCUGGCUUCUUGUUGUUCAUUGCAGCAGCAGUGUAUCUAAGAAGCGAAUUCGAGGAUUGGGAUGAAGAAGAAGAAGUAGACGACACACCGAUCUACCUGUCUCGAAAGAAAGAAAUCCCAAGAUCCAACUGGAAGGAAACCUUUGAAAAGAUUGGAUUUCCGUUCGGCGAUUAUCCUGGAGUCCCCUCCGGGUCAUUCUUCGGCGAAAGUGAACACUACUGGAACGAGAAAGCAUCCUAUCAUGUCCAUCCAUUUGGUCGGUGGAUGCUCGAAUCGGCUGCGUUUCAGAUUCACUCCAUGUGUCUGGAGGCAGCCAAUGAAGUCAUUGGGUCGGAUGACUUGUUGGAAAAGUUUGAAAUUCCCCGGGAUCUGUGGGAAGCCAUUCGAGUAUCUUGGAAUGCUCGUCAGACUGAUAUUGGAGGCCGAAUGGACUUGCUAUGGGAUGGUACCACUCCACCGAAACUUGCCGAGUACAAUGCUGAUACCCCAACAGUCUUGAUUGAAUCUGCCAUUGCUCAAGAGAAUUGGUUUCAAGAAGUCUAUGGUUCUCCUGGCGAAGGAAAGCUCAACGACAAGAACGAUUUUACUCAGUUCAAUGUCAUCAAGUUUGCCAUGGAAGAAGCCUUUGAACGUAUCAAACGUAAGAAUCCAGGUGCUAGCAUCAUAUUCACAACAAAUGCAAAGUCGCCCGAAAGUGAAUUCUUGGAAGAACGAUCUACUUCUGUUUUCAUGCAAAACUGUGCCAAGCUAGCAGGAUUACCAACCGAAUUCGUUGACAUCGAAGACCUUGACGAACCCGUUCUGUUUGAAAAUCUGCUGAAGGCGUCAAGUAACGAGAAAAAGGGAAAUUUCAACACGGAUGUAUCGACAACAACCGCAUCACUGUUCAUUUGGAAGCUGUACCCCUACGAAUGGCUCGUUCAAGAAAAAUUGGGCUUGGCGCUGACAAACCAUGCCUUUUUGCAUGGAAACUUGAAGUGGCUGGAACCCCCAUGGAAAUUGGUGUUAUCAAGCAAAGCAAUGUUGGCAUAUUUGUGGGAGAAACAUAAAGGCCAUCCAAAUUUGCUCCCAACCUACUGGAACUUGAAUCAGGUCCAGAAGGUGCGCCAGACCAACACAAAGGAUGGAUGGGUUGCGAAGCCAAGAUUCGGCCGAGAGGGGAUUGGUAUCAUGUACUCGGACGACUACAACUCAUGGGGGGAGUUUGCCACAAUGAUCACGAAUACAUCGCAGUCGAUUGAUGUUUCUUGUGCUGUCAAAUUUGACCCAACCUUUUCCGACUGGAAUUCGAAUUCGUCCAAAACAUUAAUCUCAUACCUCGAAGACAACAAUGGUGGUAGUGGUGGUCCAUCUUUGAAGAGUUUGCUCAAGUAUGUGAAACCAUACAUUGGGUCAUUCGACAAAGAUUCCGUGGAAACCUUGCGCGAACGAGAUUGGGGGAGUGUGCAUAGCAAGGAGGAAUCACCAACCUUUGGUUACUUUUUGGGCAAACCAAUCUUUCAAAAGUAUCAUCGGCCUGCCCGUCUCGAUGGAAGGACCGCCGUGACGAGUGCAUGGAUCGUGAAUGGUUUGCCGGUUGGAAUCUGUUUCCGCGAGGACAAGGCCAUUACUACCAAUGACGAUUCAUGUUUUGUUCCUCAUGUUGUCACAAAAGGUGCCGCGGCUGUGAAACCUGGUGACAAGUUCAAUUUUGUCUACCCAAUCACUCCCAUUCAGAAACAACUGAGAGAGGAGCUGUACGGUAUAAACGCCGUUGGUUCUGGCUCCAAUGCCAAAAUGACCUAUGAGGAAUACCUAGGAGUGAUGGGGAAUCAACCUGUUGGAGUGUCGGAGUCUGGAGGCGGAGGAGAUGUGCGAAGUGGAUACUUCUAUGGUGUCGGCAAUCGUCGAUAUGGGGGAUCCAGCAGCAGUAUCCGAUGGUGGAGCUGGGCACGAGGAGAUGAGAACGGGAGCAAGAAGCCAAACGAAAAGUCCUCUGCUUCCGCCGGCUCCAAAGGCACUCAAGCAGCGUCCAAGGCAUCAACCAGUCGUCUGGAGCAACUGCCAGAGGAGCAUCUUCCAGGGGGCGCAGCGGAAGAAGUUGAUGAGCGAGUCAGUUGA
Molecule: messenger RNA, 2334 nt
Organism: Cylindrotheca closterium
Lineage: Eukaryota; Bacillariophyta; Bacillariophyceae; Bacillariales; Bacillariaceae
Source: the annotation of a GenBank genome assembly